Messenger RNA from Arabidopsis thaliana (thale cress), 1203 nucleotides. It is a transcript of the gene MUB5, whose product is annotated as membrane-anchored ubiquitin-fold protein 5 precursor. The transcript has 3 exons. Gene Ontology annotation, cellular component: plasma membrane. The record is from RefSeq and is marked reviewed. Bases 215 to 577 code for a protein of 120 amino acids. NCBI's taxonomy places the organism in Eukaryota, Viridiplantae, Streptophyta, Magnoliopsida, Brassicales, Brassicaceae.
GUAUAUAGUCAACCAAAAAGGUAAAUUCAGAUUUGUAUAAAUGUAAAUGGAGAGAUGACUGUAUCUUGAGAUUUCUGGUAGUUAUUAUAUAAGUUGAGAAAGAGAGUAAGAGACCCAAUUAUUGUUAUUUUCUAAAUUUGGCUCUGCUCAAAGACAACGGAACUCUCUGCUUUUCUUCUUUCUAGAGAUCUUUUCUUGAGGUAAUAAUUUAAAGAUGGGAGAUGAAGAUUUAAUAGAAUUGAAGUUCAGACUCGCAGAUGGUACCGACAUUGGUCCAAGCAAAUAUAGUCAAUUCAUGACUGUUGCAUCUCUCAAGGAGAAAAUCAUUGCUCAAUGGCCUAAAGACAAAGAAAACGCACCAAAGAUGAUAAAUGAGGUUAAGCUCAUCAAUGGUGGGAAGAUACUUGAGAACAACAAAACACUUUCUGAAGCAAGGUCCUUAAUAACUAUUGGUGAACUUCCUGGAAUUGUAACUACAAUGCAUGUUGUUCUUCGUCCUCCUCUCUUUGAGAAGAAAAAAGAGAAACUGCAGAAUGAUCCUCCAAGGAAGAGUCACUGUGUAUGCUGCAUUUUGUAGCUCCACUUAGAGAUUUUUGAUCCUUUAUACAAUUUAUUCCAUUGGAAAAAACUUUCCAUAUCUUAAAGUCUUCAACAUGGAUCUUCAUUACCAGAAUGAUUUUGGUUUUUCUUCCUUCCUUUUCUUCUUCAUUGUUUAUCAAAAAUGGCUUAAGAAAAAUUACUGUGUUGUUGAAGAUUGAGGUAUUAUGUAAAAAUUUGUUCAUAUGAGUGAAAAGCAAAUAUGAGUUGCUUGAAAGGACCUGUUAUAACACAAGAAGAUAACUAGUUAUAUAUAACUUUAGAGCACUACAAUAUUUACUUAGAGAUGUAUAUCCAUCCACAUAGUAACAAAUGCUCCAACUUUUAUCUGUUGUGAUCACUACAUCUUCACACAAGCUUGAGCAUUUCCUCAAUUAGAUUGUUUAUGGCUCUAUACUUCAUCAUCACAAUGUUUGCUUCAAGAAAGAGCUGCAAGAGUUUCAGAAACUGAGUGAUGAUAAAAUAAUUACUGUGUUUUUCUUUAAGCAUAUUUAUCUGGAAGCUUGGUCUGACUAUACAGAUCUACUAAAUCAGCACAUGCAUUGUGGAAGGUUGUAGGGUAAGUUUUGAUUAGAAAGGGACACCAUUUUAUGGCCUUAAGAUGGA